UUCGGAGGUAUUUUUGGCACUCUUCCCCCCGAGGAUCCCCGCGCACGCGAUGCACGCGCGGCCACGAGCAGCAUCACGGCAGGGCUGGGCUGCCAGCAGGCCGGCAGCGCUGCGCAUCGGCAGGCUGGGGACGAGCUGCCCGCGCGUCGGGGACUCGUGAAUUUCAUACUUAGAAACUAUACCCUACUCCAGGAGCUUUACACGAGUGUCGUCACAUGCUGGCCAUGAAUGGGUACUUGAACGAAUCCAACUUCACGAUGGUGGAGGAGGGCUUCACCACUAGGGACCUCCUGGAGAACCUCCUGGUGGGGCUGUGCCCGUCGAGCGACCAGCAAGCCUUCUUCGUGGCAGACCUCGGGGACAUCGUGAAGAAACACCUGCGCUUCCUGAAAGCCUUGCCCCGCGUGAAGCCGUACUUCCCUGUUAAGUGCAACAGCAGCGGAGGAGUGAUUCGGCUGCUGGCUGAGCUGGGGGCAGGCUUUUCCUGUGCCAACAAGACAGAGAUUGCAGCGGUUCAGAGCAUCGGGGUCCCGGCUGACAAGAUCUUCUACAGCAGCCCCUGCAAGCAGAUUGCCCACAUCAAAUACGCAGCCAGCCACGGCGUGCGGCUGAUGGCCUUUGACAAUGAGGUGGAGCUGGGCAAGGUGGCCAGGAGCCACCCUCACGCCAGGAUGCUUUUGGGUAUUGCUGCUGACUCCAGCCCCUCUGCACACCCGAGCAUGAUGUUUGGUGCCACGCUCAAGUCCUGCCGGCGCCUGCUAGAGGCAGCGAAGGAGCAGGCUGUGGAGGUUGUUGGCAUCAGCUUUCACCUCGGGAGCUGCAGCCUGGAGCCCCAGGGCUUUGCCCAGGCUGUCGCUGAGGCACAGCUGGCGUUUGACAUGGGCGCAGAGCUGGGCUAUCGGAUGCACCUCCUGGACAUCGGAGGGGGAUUCCCUGGCACUGAGGACGCCAGAGCUCAGUUUGAGGAGAUCGCUGCCAUGAUAAACUCUGCGUUGGACACGUAUUUCCCGGAGGGCUGCGGGGUGGAGAUCGUUGCAAGACCUGGGCGAUACUACGUCACCUCGGCCUUCACUCUCGCAGCCAGCAUCACCGCCAAGGAAGAGGUUCCUGUGGAGCAGCCAGGCUCUGAUGGGGAAGAGUCUGGCAGCAAGAAGAGCCUUGUCUACCACCUCAGUGAUGGCAUCUAUGGCACCUUCAGCUGCGUCCUGUUUGACAGCCCCUGCCCGAAGCCUCUGCUGCACAAGAAGCCCUGCCCAGGCCACCUCUUAUGCAGCAGCCUCCGGGGUCCACCAGGGCACUCAGAGGACCGGAUUGCUGAAGGCAUGGAGCUGCCUGACCUGCAGGACGGCGACUGGCUGAUUUUCCAGGACAUGGGUGCAUACACCAUCGCCGCUUCAUCCCUGCUGGGUGGGUGCUCCCAGCCACAGGUCACCUACGCCAUGUCACGCCUGGCCUGGAAGGCCAUCCAGCUCUUCCAGGGGAAGCCGCUGCCGGCAGAAGAUGACCAUGAGAGCGCCUGCACCCCCUUGUCGUGCGGCUGGGAGAUGGUGGAGUCGCUCUGCGUCCCCCCGGUUUUUGCUCCAGCCGGCAUCAUCUGAGCAGCACGGGGAUGGGGAAGGUGCUGUGCCAGCACCCCUGUGCCCGCACCCUGUCCUGGGACCCCCGGGCAGCCCUCAGUGCCCCGCAUGGAUCCUGCUGCUCCUGCUCGUGUGGUGCUGUGUGCCUGCUGCAGGGGCUGGGCGGGCAGGCCGACGGGUUUGGGUUCUUUUUUAAAGAGUUAUGGUAAUAAACGGUUGUUGAGCGUG
Molecule: messenger RNA, 1805 nt
Organism: Oxyura jamaicensis (ruddy duck)
Lineage: Eukaryota; Metazoa; Chordata; Aves; Anseriformes; Anatidae
Gene: AZIN2
Product: antizyme inhibitor 2
Exons: 10
Coding region: 216-1598 (460 amino acids)
Cellular component (GO): cytoplasm
Molecular function (GO): catalytic activity
Source: RefSeq, a predicted model, not a curated record